Molecule: messenger RNA, 2420 nt
Organism: Verruconis gallopava
Lineage: Eukaryota; Fungi; Ascomycota; Dothideomycetes; Venturiales; Sympoventuriaceae
Exons: 2
Coding region: 1-2064 (687 amino acids)
Molecular function (GO): long-chain fatty acid-CoA ligase activity; long-chain fatty acid transmembrane transporter activity
Source: RefSeq, a predicted model, not a curated record
AUGGACAAGGCGAUGGAAGCAUUGCCCAAAGUGAUUCCGAAAGCAGCAACUGCAGCAGCUGUGACCGCUGCAACCGCUCUCCUAGGUAAAGCGCUGGACGAAAAAUACAAUAUCCGUGAAGAUCUCGCGCAGAUUCGGACAGCACGGCAACAAAAGCGCUACUGGAAGGAGCUGUGCAAGGCUCAUGGGGAAGAUGAUUGGUCUUUCUACCACACCUUGCACUCUUUCGGUCAAGAUGAGUACGAAGAAGCAUUUCUGUUUGAGGACAGGAGCUGGACAUACGCCGAAUUCAGAGGAGAAAUAGGUCGGUUGGCAGAAGAGUUUGAGCGCAGGGGCAUAAGGAAUCGCACGGUGGUUGGCAUGUUUAUUAACAAUUCUCCCGAAUUCGUCUUUGUCUGGUGGGCAUUGUUCAAAAUUGGUGCUAUACCUGCGCCAAUAAACACAUCCAUAAGCCAAGAGCCGUUCAGACAUUGCUUGAAGAUCAGCGAAUCCCAGGUCCUGAUCUGCUCAUAUGAACUGUAUGAUACUGCUGCAAUAAGCUUGGACAUAGGGAAAGAGUCGGCGACGAAUUUUAGAGACGACCGAGUUCCGCACCUCCAGGAGAUCAUUCUCUACGACUAUGGAACGUAUUCCCAUGUGAACAGCUCAGCUGCACGCCCUCGUCUUGUGAGCACCAUCAUUCAUGAUGAGCUCCCCUCUGCGACGCGUGCAAUGGCUUCCUGGGAGAGUGAGAAGAGGCCCAAGGUUAGAAUUAGCGAUACGUCGCAGUAUUUGUUCACAUCAGGUACAACGGGGCUUCCAAAAGCAGCAAUAUGGCCAUGCGGGCAUGCGAUGAUGGGAACCAGCCCGUAUCGAUGGCCACAUAUGUUUAAGAAGAAGCGGAGAACGUACCUGUGUACCCCGAUGUUUCACGGCGGUGCCGCCUAUGCGCUGUUGCCAGCUACUCAUGCUUCUGGUGGCACCAUUAUUCUUGCGCGCAAGUUUUCGGUGAAAUCAUUCUGGAAGGACAUCCGUCGCACUCGCGCAAACAUGAUAUUUUACAUUGGCGAGAUGGUCAGGUACUUGUACCAGGCACCGCCAGACCCUCAUCAUCCAGAUGAAUCAAAAGCGAAUGGACUAGAGAUAAUAUACGGCCUGGGCAUCAACCCUACUGCAUGGCGAGGCUUCCGAAAUCGAUUUGGUGUUCCUUGGAUUACGGAAUACUAUGGGGCUACUGAAGGUACUACAGCGAUUAGCAACUCAAAUUUUUCAAAUAAAAAAGGAGUAUCGAAGGUUGCACACUGGGGCCCACUCAUGCGGAAUAGCUGGCUUGGUCAAGAUACCUUUUACAUUAUCAAGAUUGACCUGGAGACAGGCGAGCCUGUUCGAGACGCAAAGACCGGGUUUUGCCGGAAGACUGAAUAUGGCGAGAUUGGCGAGGCUAUAAAUCGGAUCGUCCCACCUCUUCAGCGCAGACAUGACUAUGUUGGGGAGGGCGGAGCAGAGGCAACAGAGAAGAAAACAUUGCGUGAUGUUUUCAAAAAAGGUGACUUGUUCUGGAGAAUGGGGGACGCCCUAUCCAUGGAUCGUGAAGGCUAUAUUACCUUUCACGAUCGUCUUGGAGACACUUAUCGUGCAAAAGGGCACAAUAUCUCAACUGCAGAAGUUGAGCAUGCAAUCUCGUCACACCCGAAUAUUGAAUCGGCAAAUGUGUACGCUAUUGCUAUGAACCAGUUUGGCUACGAGGGACAGCUGGGCUGUGCAGCGCUAACCAUGAAAGACGGUUCGUUAGGCGCAGAAAUAGAGACUCUGAAGACGCUCGAGGAGCAUUUGACUAAAACUGCAGGAUUGGCAGGCUACGCGGUGCCUAGAUUCGCCCGUGUGAUUGUCGACGGUGGUGAUGAAAACAAAAGGGCCCAGCUUGGUAUUGCUGAUCGCGAGAGCGUGGGGGCGGAAUACGUCUCAUUGAUGUUGAAGAAGCUUAAAACAGGUCUGAGAAAAGAAGGUUGCCGAUCUGGAAUCGAGCUUCUGAAGAGUCAAACCUGGCUGACCUUGUACAGGCUUUAUGAUUCCACCAGGCAGUAAAGACCGUAUUUACUGGAUUCCGAAGGAAGCCGAAGGAUUUCAAGUCCUAGAUCCUGACACGCAACAACGGCUUCUGGCGGGAAGGGCGAAGUUGUGAGUUAUUUAAAGCAGCAGAUGAUUGAAUCAGCGUUGAAAUGCUUCCGACUAGCACAAGAAUCUUCACAACACUUGGCUUCAAGUACCGCUGAAACAGCAGCUCAUGAGCCAAGAAAGGUCUUCAAAGACGAGUGCAAAGAGUGUUCCCUCCUGAGAGCUUCCUGCUGAGCCAAACGUCGUGCGAAUAACAUAAGCGAUGAGCACAUUUGUCUCACAAUUUGCAAUGUAGAUUCAUCAUCCAUCUCAGUCUUUUGUAAGAA